Notolabrus celidotus (New Zealand spotty) is the source of this 1825-nucleotide messenger RNA. It is a transcript of the gene ccnp, whose product is annotated as cyclin P. Gene Ontology annotation, cellular component: cytoplasm; cyclin-dependent protein kinase holoenzyme complex; nucleus. The record is from RefSeq and is a predicted model, not a curated record. Gene Ontology annotation, biological process: mitotic cell cycle phase transition; regulation of cyclin-dependent protein serine/threonine kinase activity. The transcript has 10 exons. The coding region runs from base 396 to 1442 and encodes 348 amino acids. NCBI's taxonomy places the organism in Eukaryota, Metazoa, Chordata, Actinopteri, Labriformes, Labridae. Gene Ontology annotation, molecular function: cyclin-dependent protein serine/threonine kinase regulator activity.
CUCCAAUCAGUGUGGUCUGCAUGUCUUUAUCAGCCGCCGGCUGACCGGGCCCUCAUUGUGUCACUUUACUCCAUUCUUCCGCCGACACCCGUGGAUAAGUAGCUGCAGCGGCCCGGCACGGAAACUCUGUCUCCGGCUGUAACUAUGGCCAGGACUGAUUUCUGCGACUCCAUGCCCCUGCUGGACUUACACAAGAAGUUUUGUGCUUUCAGAAGAACUGCGUUCACCUGGUCUGCUCCCAGGUGUCAGGGAGUCCCUGAUUAGAUGGCUGAGGCCUUGUGCCUUGAUGACAAGUGAACAAUUGUGCGGAUGAGAGACGAGCCCCGUUAAGAGCCUGGGCUAAUGCCUGUGGGCCGAAAGAUCGCUGGCAGGCCGUAGAAGUAGAGGAACCAAGGAUGACUUCUGUCAAAAUGGAGACGGAACACAGAUGGGAAAGGAGGUUAUCAACGCAAACAAAUGAAGGCAUCCUCCUGGGGUUCCACGAAGACAGUCAAACAUGUUCAUCUGCAGCAGGCUGUGUGGAGGAGCCUGCGCUUCUUCACCCUCUUGGUCUACAGGGUCUUCACAGCCUGCAGGCACUGGUGCCCAGCCUGCUGCGCCGUGAAGUGGAGUUGGCACUGGAGAAGUUGGACCUCAUAUGGGACCGGACGUACGCUUGGGACUUGUUCUUGGAAAUGAUGAGAAGUCAAACACAAAACUCGUUUCCCAACGCUGACCUGCCCCGGCAUUUUACGGAUGCCACUCGUGCCGUUCUGGUAGACUGGCUAAUUCAAGUUCAUGAGAUGAUGCAUUUUCAGGAAGAGACCCUUCAUCUGACCAUCCACCUCAUUAACCGCACUCUGCGUCAGAUCAAAGUGACCACGGUCAACCUGCAGCUCCUGGGCAUGGUUUGUCUCUUCAUUGCUGCAAAAAAGGAGGAGUGCCUCCUCCCUGAGGUCUCUGCACUGUGCUUUUUGAUGGACCACACCUACACUAAGCAUCAGCUCCUGCGAAUGGAGCGUAAAGUCCUCUGUGGGCUGAAGUUUGAUUUGUCCUACUGUUCCCCUCUACAUUUCCUCAUCCUACUUGCCUCUGUUGCUCGCUGCAGUGCUAAGGUGGUGUGGAUGGCCCGCUAUCUGCUGGAGCUGUCUCUCCUUGAAGGCCAAUGUGUGGCGUUUCUCCCCACGCAGCUGGCUGGAGCAACCCUCUGUCUGUCCCGCCAAGUUUUGCAGGAGCCCCCGACACCGGAAGGGGAAGCCGCCUGGUGCCUGGCCUCCAGCGUCAAUGUUGGCAGUGAAACUGCCCUUCUGAGGAUCAUGCACAUUUUGGCCAGUGCCGUAGCCAAGGCUCAUAAUCGAGAAACCUGUGCUACUUUUAUUAAAUUCUCCUCCCCAGAGACCAUGCAUGUCAGCAGACACCCAGGGUUGAAUAAUGCCCCAAGUCUGCUGGGCAUGUGCACAUGACAUUGAUAACUUCCAUGGACUUAUUUAUACAAAGCCUCAAGGUAGAGACUCAAGACCAGUUUCACUUGGGGACUUCACUUCAUUGUGGUCAAAGACUGUAAAUUGUAUGCUACAGAUCUUGAUGAAUAACCGUUGACAUUGAAAUGAGUGAGGAAGAAGUAUGAUGGAUUGAAUACCAAACACUGAUAAAGAAUUGCAUGAAUGGUGCAUUUGUGGGAUUUACUUAGUGUCAAACAUGUUUUAUGAUCUUAUCUUGCAGCCGAUUUUGAAAAUAUUUGAAUUGUAUUGAUGUGUCCUUGUCUUGUCAGUUUUGAAGAGGAUGUGGGCUGUCUACCAAGUUAUAUCUAAAUUUUAAUGUAAAAUAAAGUGUCUGCUGCAACAUU